CCCGCCAUGGCGCCUGAGGAGAUCGCUGAGGCUGCGGUCCUGCUGCAAAGUUUCGAGCGCCGCUUCUUGGCGGCGCGCGCCCUGAGCUCUUUCCCCUGGCAGAGCCUAGAAGAGAAAUUAAGGGACUCAUCAGGUCCUGAGCUGCUGCUGGAUAUUUUGCAGAAGACCGUGAAGCAUCCUCUGUGCAUGAAGCAUCCACCGUCAGUGAAGUAUGCCUGGAGUUUUCUCUCAGAGCUCAUCAGAAAGCACGAGGCUAUCCACACGGAGCCUUUGGACGAGCUGUACGAGGCGUUGGCGGAGGUCCUGACGGCCGAGGAGCCCACCCAGUGCCACCGGAGCUACCUGCUGCCCUCCGGGGUCUCUAUCACACUCUGCGAGAGCACGGCCAUCAUUUCCCACGGCACCACGGGCCUGGUCACGUGGAAUGCCGCACUUUACCUGGCGGAGUGGGCCAUGGAGAACCCAGCGGGCUUUGCUCACAGGACUGUCUUAGAGCUUGGCAGUGGAGCCGGCCUCACGGGCCUGGCCAUUUGCAAGAUGUGCCGGCCCAGAGCAUAUGUCUUCAGCGACUGUCACAGCCGUGUCCUCGAGCAGCUCCAAGGGAACGUCCUUCUCAACGGCCUCUCAUUGGAGCCAAAUGUCGCCGCCCUGGCCCAGCACCCAGAACACGACACCGCCGAUGCAGAGAGCCCCAGGGUGACGGUGGCCCGGGUGGACUGGGACGUUGUGACGGUCCCUCAGCUUGCUGCCUUCCAGCCGGACAUCGUCAUUGCCGCAGAUGUGCUAUAUUGCCCAGAAACUGUCCUCUCCCUGGUCGGGGUCCUGCAGAAGCUCUCUGCCUGCCAGAAGGACCAGCGGGUUCCUGACGCCUACGUUGCCUUCACCAUCCGCAACCCGGAGACACGUCAGCUGUUCACCACGGAGCUGGGCCGGGCUGGAAUCCUGUGGGAAGAAGUGCCUCGUCACGACCAGAAACUGUUUCCCUAUGAAGAGCACUCGGAGAUGGCAAUUCUGAAACUAAUGCUGUAGAUUUAUAAAUGGUUUUGAAGAAUAAUGUGAAAAUUAAAUCACUGUUCUGGAAAGAAUGUGAUAAAACUUGCACUGGACUUGAAUGUUUGAAGAAUGUUAAAUUCUGAAUCGGGAACCACAGACUGUUCGAAUAAAAUAUAAACUG
This is a messenger RNA of Delphinapterus leucas (beluga whale), 1174 nucleotides long. RefSeq names its product eukaryotic elongation factor 2 lysine methyltransferase (gene EEF2KMT). The record is from RefSeq and is a predicted model, not a curated record. NCBI's taxonomy places the organism in Eukaryota, Metazoa, Chordata, Mammalia, Artiodactyla, Monodontidae. Gene Ontology annotation, cellular component: protein-containing complex.